Brienomyrus brachyistius is the source of this 6972-nucleotide messenger RNA. RefSeq names its product zinc finger, CCHC domain containing 24 (gene zcchc24). The coding region runs from base 352 to 1068 and encodes 238 amino acids. The record is from RefSeq and is a predicted model, not a curated record. Gene Ontology annotation, molecular function: nucleic acid binding; zinc ion binding. NCBI's taxonomy places the organism in Eukaryota, Metazoa, Chordata, Actinopteri, Osteoglossiformes, Mormyridae. The transcript is spliced from 4 exons.
AUCCCUAUUCGCCGCUCGCACGGUGACGCACUCCGGUUUCCCCCGAAUAUGCAAUGAGUUCCUUGAGGCUCCAGCGCAAAUAAAGAUAGCGGACCGCCGCCUGCGGCUUCAACUUUUUAUACUGACAACGUAAAGCUAUGCUUUUUGCAUAAUCGCGAACUAAGGGACUUAGAUCCCAGAAGGAGCCUGCGGGGUGAAGAAGAAGGAGAAAGACAGAGGAGGAUACUUUCGGGCGGAGAAACGCAAAGUAACACAAUAGAAAAAAAAGUGAACUUACGACCUAGAAAUCAGAAGUUGUGAUUUACCUAAAACAGCGGAGAACCGAAAAAAACCUACAUUUCCGUUUUAAAGAUGAGUUUGAUGUCUGCUAUAGACACCAGUGCCAACGUGUACCAACCUGCACAGCUUUUAAACUGGGUAUAUCUCUCUUUACAAGACACCCACCAGACCAGUGCAUUUGAUGCGUUCAGACCAGAAUCUAACUCUUCCCAUCCGGAACUGAACUACACCAAGCCUCCCGCUGCUGACCUGGGCUCCUCUUUAAAUUCCAGCUAUCUGAACAACUUCUUUCAGCUCCAGAGGAAUGAGGCCUUGAAUAACAGCUUAUACAAAAGUGCCUCUCCCUACGGUUCCCUGAACAACAUUGUGGACGGACUGAGCUCUCUAACGGACCAUUUCUCCGAACUUUCCCUCUCCUCUGAGCCACGCAAGCCAAGCAAAAAGCCCCCUCCCAACUACCUGUGUCAUCUUUGCUUCAACAAGGGACACUACAUAAAAGACUGCCCCCAGGCUCGACCCAAGGGGGAAGGUCUGACUCCAUAUCAAGGGAAGAAGAGAUGCUUCGGGGAGUAUAAAUGCCCAAAAUGCAAGAGGAAGUGGAUGAGUGGAAAUUCCUGGGCCAACAUGGGACAAGAAUGUAUCAAAUGCCAUAUCAAUGUUUACCCACACAAGCAGCGUCCUUUGGAGAAACCUGACGGCCUGGAUGUUUCGGACCAGAGCAAAGAGCACCCUCAGCAUUUGUGUGAAAAAUGCAAAGUCCUUGGCUACUACUGCCGUCGUGUGCAAUAAUCUCCGAAUGAAGGUCUCCCCAGUCCACCCAGCCCUCUCCGUAACAAUCUACAGGUCACCCACAAAGUGCUCUUUAAGAAGUGAAACUUGCCAAAUUUGAUAUGUAUAUAGUUUAUUUGCUCAUAGGCCUUAAAUAAUCAGUAUUAUGUAACAAGUUUAUCUGUGUAUGUGUAUAACUGAGAGAUUGUUUUAACACUACAAUAUCACUGACAGUAUUGCUGCCCAUAUCAGUUGCAAUGGAUUACCUCACUGUGGGGUCUAUUGACUUUGUUUACAUAAUUCUGUGUUUGUUUCCAUUUUUCCCUUCCAAGUGAAAUUUAUAGAUAUGCUGAAUAUUCAUGAAUUUUUAUUUUUGCUAAUAAUUUAAUAUGGCUCUCGACGCCAUUCUUACUCGUAUUCAGUGGGUGGGCAGCACAUCUUAUCAACUGUGAAUUAACUGAGGGAUUAUGAAAAUGUUUAUCCCUGGCUUGUGUGUUGUAUUUAUUACUGGAGUUUACCGUGUCUUCGUUGUAGACUAGAAUUAGUGUUCGUGUCGUGCAAUUUGACUAUUUUAACUGGGACAUAUAUAGCUAUUGUAACGAUUUCCAUACAUCAUUAGAAACUACUGUAGAUUCAGUUGUAAUGCUAUGAAAUUUUAAAUAAGCGUUAGUCUGCUUGGCAAAUAAUUCAGUAUUUUUGAAGUAGAUAUGCUAUUAUAAUACUUCUGUUAAUUUGUUGAACCCCGAGAUAUAUACAUACAUAAUUUAUAUAUGAAGAUAUCAGUUGGCAUAUAGUUGUUCUAUAAUUAAAACGCACAGUAUUAUUCGAUAUGAAAACUGAUUUCGACUUGCAGUUAGUACAUAACAAUCGUAAAUGUUGGAACAAAUGCCCUUAAACAAAGAAUUUAUCAGACAAACGAAACACUAUAGAUUCUACCCAACUUUUAAGAAUUCCGUUUGCCUGAUUUUAAUUUCAGACAACUAGCUAUGUUUGUUUUCAGUGUUCACACAUAAUUUUGAGAGCAGUUUUGGCCACAUUAAACAAAUAGUUCGUCUCAUAUUCCCACAUUCAGAUAGGAAGACUUAAUUUAAGGUGAUUUGAAGCGGUGCUUAUUAGAAGUCCGUUUAAACUCAGGACAAUUUUACUGUUCAAAUAGGAAGUUGUCAGGUAUGAAUGCUUAAUGGAUAUUUCUUAAAAUAUGUUUGAUGGCUUUUUUUGUUUCUGGAAAGUCUGAAGAAUAGAUGAAGAACACUUGUGUAUUUAAUUGAACCAGUCGUCAAUUUGAAAUAAUACCUAACAAUGUAGGAAACAACCCAAAUGAAAUCAUUCGCUUCUAACAAAAAAGUACCAAGAUGGUUUUGUUUUCACGUGGUGUAACAGUGUGUGUAACCAGUAAGUUGCCAAAUGCAUAUUUGAAUCGGCUUGGCCAGACUCACUAGGUAAUUAUGUCACCAUUUACCGUUAAACCAAAAACAAUUUCAAGAAUCUACACAGUGACACUUGGCCAGUCUUUUGUAUGAGCAUUAGAAAACCGUCUCCCAGCACCUUGGAAUUGGUUCGCAAGCAGCUUACAGUAUAUAGUCUGUCAUAUAGGAUAUUGCAAUCUUAUUGCAGAGAUUCAGUAAUGGCCUGUCCGGUGGCAGAGAGGUCAAACAAGUCCGCAGUUCCUUUUUGUUUGGUCAUUGUGUCAUAAAACUUCUGACACGGGGAAAAAAAAAAUAUAUAUCAAGGUAGAAUUUCAAGGAAAAUAACAAUUGUUAAAAAUUUCCAAAUGGGAAGCCAACAGUUACCACAUAGAGGCAUUUAAAGCGCAAUGCUUUUCAUCUGCCAUUAAAUGUCAGGGAAUAAAAAGCAACUUUAUGCCUGAAGUGGGUGGUAACUGAUUUGAAACACAUGGGAAAGCAAUUGAAUUGCACAUUGUCUGUAAUUAUUUUACAGGUGUGAACAUGUCCCUAAUUUAGAGAGGUCUGGAUCUCCUGAACCAAAGGACAAAGCAGCGUUUUGGGGUUUAACAAAUAAACCUAAUCGACUUAUUAAGCUGCAAUUAAUUACUCCGGGCACCAUAUUGUGUUUUUGAACUUUCGGUUGCAUAUGCACGGUUAGCAGAUGUUAUACGAUGUGCUGUUAUUAAACAUCAUCCAUCGUCCAUCUUCAAAUCGCCUGAAUCGGUAGCACUGUUGUCUCAAAUAUUUAUGGUUGAGGGUUCGAAUCCCAUCUCUGAAUGAGCGUUGGGACUUUGCACGUUCCCCCUCUGCUGUCUUGCUUUCUGCUGGGUAUGCCUCAUCCUACGUUUCAAAGGCAUAAAGUUAGGCAAAUUGGAGCCUUUAAUUUGCUGAAAGUGAUUCUUCUUGUGCUGGUAUCCCGUCCAGGGUGUUCCUCUGCAUAUGCAGUGGGAUAGGCUGCAAAGCAGUUAGAAGAUGGGAUUUCUUCAUUGAUUUUACAAUUAAAUGCCACUGUUUAAUAGACGCGUUAAGUGAAGACAUGUCAUUAAGCGAACCGGGGGGGGGGGGGGCAUGGGGUGGGGCGAGAGAGAUGAUAAUCUCCAUUUCAGGUGUUUAGAGCAGGGGUGCCGUAAGGGGGGCGGAGUUAGGAGAAUUUGGAGCGUAGUUGGAUUGGCCUGCGUUGGCGGCCCAAAAUUUCUAGCGGCACCUCUGAUUUAGAUGAACGCAGAGAAUGUAAUUCACUGAUGGGCUCACUGUGUACCCUGACGUAUCUCAGAGCAGUGAGCACCGAGCAGAAAUGUGAAAAUGGAAAUUUAAAGUUACUAAAAGGGAUUCUGUUUACUGUUCUAAUAAGGCAGGAAAACUCAGAAAGUCGGAUGUUGCGUGGCAUUGGGGAAAAAAAAUAUGUCAUCAGAAAAAUAUUUGAAGGGCUUUAUGACAGGUUUAAAUCCUUUAACCAAGAGCCUAGUUGUUAAUCGUCAAAGCAAGUGCUUUCAUUGCUAAGCGAGGUACCUUCAAAAUGCAGCCUGCUCAAAUACAGGCAUUUUAGAUAUAGCAAUCAAUCAAUUUAAACAAUUUAAGUUGCUUAAGAUUUAAAAAAUAAAUAUCGUUUUAAUUCAGUGGCAAAAUGAAAACGUCCAGAUCACAAAUGUGGAAACUAGGAAAUGAUAUGACAUGAUGGCAACGUUUCCCAUAAAAUUAUUUUUAAAAAACUAUUCAGAAAUCAUCCUUGACAUGCCAGGUUAGCUAAUAUUUCCCUUGAUUCCCCUAGUUGACUUAAAUAUAUGAACAGAUAUUUCCAACAGACAAAAACAAUUAUAGCACGGCUGUUAUAAAUGCAGAUAUCAUUUGAUUUAUUCAAAGCCAAGUUGAAAGGCACUUAUUCCUUACAAGCCAAGCCAUCGUUUUGUACCAUCAUCAAUAAUGAUCAAAACCUUUCUGCUGACCACAAUAUAAGUAGUGCAGAUUUAUUAAAUUAACAAACAAAAAAAACCCCAGCGGAAAUGUGUUUAAACACAUUUGAUUUACUUGUCAAUGGAACCUUUACAGGGAACUUUCUUUUUAAUACAAAUUGACAACAUUUACGUGGUUGACUGGAUUUUUUGGUAUGUGGCCUAAUAUAUUUGACCUGUUUUUACAGCUGAUAAUUUACAAGGUGCGAAAUGAACAGUUCAGGUAACUUACUAGAUUUGAACUGGACUGUAAUGUGAACUUUUCGGAAUGUGAAACGGUAAUUGCUAAAAUGAUUCUUAAACAGAACAUCAUACAUGAAUGUUAUUAACAGCAGUGGAUGGCGUCAAAUUGGCCGAGCGAUAGGGUAUGUCGGUGUUAUUUGUGUGUGUAUUUGGGGAGGUUAAUCAGUCAAACAUACUUUCUACAGUCACAAAAUCAUUACGAACGGGAAAAGUUGAAAAUCUCAGUUUACAGGUGCAGUAGGAAUCGUCGAGGUACAGAACAAUUUCCUUUAAUGCUGACAGUUAAAAAAAAAAAGCAGGUUUUAUGUUACCCAUUUAUUGUUGGGAUCAACUCAAUGUCAAUUCAAUGGCUUUAUUUACAAAUAAUAUAAAAGUAUCAUAUUAUGAAGUUGCACCGUCUACCUUGUGUUUCCAAUUGUACUUCUGUUGUUUGUUUGCAUUUCUGAAGGCUGUUUCGUCUAGUGGCCUGUUUCGGUUUUAGCGUGGAUUAGACGUAGGUAUUGUUUGACGGAGUAAUUUGAAACUGUGGUUAUUUACUUCUCCCACUGAAGUCUGCAAACAACGUGUCAGCACUAUAACGCCUUUUUCUAUACUAUGCUCUAUCCUUACUUCUAUAUAAUAGAAACAAAAACAUCAAGCUGAGCCAAAGGAGCUAAGCACAUAACCAGAAGGGGCCUUGAACUCCUCGAAAUUAGCUCGGAAUCGUUAGAAACCUAUAAAGGAAAAACAAUUAUGUGAUUUGGGGUUUCAGAACUCCUUUCUCUGGCCAUUGAUGCUAUCUAGGGGAGACAUUUUUGAGUAGGUAGAGUGCUUUGAAAAUAUGUAAAGAGCGAGGAAAAGGUUCUUGUUUUUUUUGACAGCAUAAUUGCUUGCAGACGUAUUUGCCUUGAGAGACAUGUACUUGACUUUUACUGUUCUUUGCAUUUUCUAUGAACAAUGUAUGUAUUUUCGAAACCUCUCGAGAUGUUAACAUUUUUGGAACAAUUGCAAAAAAUACAGUUCUUCCCCGGACAGAUCUUUGCAAUGAUUGUUAUAUGUAUAUAUUUGGAGGCCAUCAUUCACAAAAUAGAAUAUUAGUUGUUUUACAAUGUUGUAUUGCAAUAUCAAAGCUUUUCCUUAAAAGGGCCUAUUGUUGAAGUAUAAACAAGAUUGGGAGUUUUUUUUUUUUGGAUGUUUUACAAUCUGAGGGUUAUAUCCUACAGAAAAUAUUUAUGGAAGGUUUCUUUUUUUCUACAAUAUUUUUUCUGUAUAAAAUAUGCAACAAAACUACACUAAGAAGAAAAUAUUGUUGUCUACAUAGAUUAUUAUAUGAAGGUUGGUACAUAAUUCUUAAAUACCCUUUGCUCUCUUAAAGCCAUUUUCUCUUGUUUAAUGUGUAUGGAUGAAUAUAUGAUCCAUAUUAACAAUAUUAUUCAAGUGUUUAAUGUGUAUGUGUUUUAUAUGCCUAUCAGAGUUCAUAUAUGUGUAUUUUGAAACAUUUAUGCUGUCUUUUUAAAGGGCAGUGCUACAAUUCUAACAUUAACAGCAGAAAGCAAUAGAGCAUGCUAAUGCAAAAUAAUGCUAUGCAGAAGUAAUCAGUCAACAGUAAUCAGGCUGUUUUCAGAGAUGCAGAACACUGUACCUCUGUAUCACUGUUUUGUAGUUUAGCGCUCACCACUAUAUCAAAGCACAAGAAAGUGUGCCUUCUAAUAUGCAUUAUCUACUAAAGCAUUAUCGCGCAGGAGCUAAUGUAGAUUUUUAAUUGUAUAGCUAGGAAAGCAUAGCUGCUCCGCUGUGCAAGAGGUCAUGAUGUUUGAUUGUGAUUGCAUGUGCAUAUCCUUCAUAAUGCUUGGAAGAAAAAAGUUUUUCUGUAACUUUUAGUGCAUUAAUUUAAUUGUAUCCUAGCCUACACCAAAAUACUAACUCUAUUGCUGUAUUUCAGAUAUUGUGUAUGUAUAACAACUAACGUAUUAGUAUACUGUUUUUGUGGAUUCCCGAAGAAAACCACGAGGAAAUGGAAUAACACACUCUGACAUACACUUCUUUAUUAGAAAUUAGAUAUCAAUGUUUACUCAUUAAUUUUUUGUAACUUUUUUUGUAUAAAGACUAAUGCUAAAAUGGAAAUUGGCAGAGCACAGAGUGGCAGGCGAGGAUGAUGUUUUUGCUGGGAAUGUGCAAAGAAUGUACAACUCUUCUGUUAAAUGUCCAUAAAAUGGCAUUCCGAAAUGUGCCUUAUUUGCUUAAUAGGGAAAAAGCUUUGCUUUAGUGCUUCAAAGAGUUUUAUUGCUGAAUUAAAAUAUUGAAUCAGU